Molecule: messenger RNA, 3361 nt
Organism: Oncorhynchus gorbuscha (pink salmon)
Lineage: Eukaryota; Metazoa; Chordata; Actinopteri; Salmoniformes; Salmonidae
Product: protein mono-ADP-ribosyltransferase TIPARP-like
Exons: 8
Coding region: 340-2286 (648 amino acids)
Molecular function (GO): NAD+ poly-ADP-ribosyltransferase activity; zinc ion binding
Source: RefSeq, a predicted model, not a curated record
UUCCUCCUCUCUCUCUCUCUCUCUCCUUUGAUGCCAAAUCCCAUCCCUCGACCGGGUGAGGAGCGCCGUGAGUGGCUGAGAGGACUGAGCGUUCCUUGCAACAGCUGCGAGUUGCCUCUAUCCAACACAGGAGUUGGCGGAACUGAGCUCAGUGCAGAACGACGAACAGCGGCUUUGUCACGCAUUGCCCCAGCCCCGGACCAGCAGCCCAAACGUAGAUCGACAUAUCGCUACAUUCAUGACCGGACAGGGAUUACGUGGCGAAGGAGACAAUUUCACAGAAGAGAUUGAACGGAUUUUACGCAGGACUGCCGGGUUUUAGGAGUGCCCCUGGGGACCAUGGAUAAAGCUUUGCAUAUCCUACAGAAACCGACAGACUCAACCGACAAGGUCCUUGGCGGUGGAACGGGAAUAGCUCUGGAUAUGAGUAUAGGAGACCGGGAAUUCACAGAACAAUCUAUUAGACUUAGCAAUAAAAUCCCCUUAGUGAAGCCCUAUUUCAAAAAGAAGCACGGACAGAGGAAACUGGACUCAAAAUGCCUCCGUGCGCUCCAGGACCCAAUCCUGACCACAUUACUGAGUACGGAUGCUCUUGUUACCGGAGACGGAGUGUUUGUCCCCAGGAACCCUCCGCCAAGGACAGCUGGGAACCUGUGCACUGCUGUGGUGGUCAAACAGGCGCGGAUUGGUGGGCCUGUGUGCCGGAAAGAAUCGUCAGCUACCGGUGUAACGGCUAUGAUUACCGGCGACACGGAAAUGGUGGAUGCCUCCGCCGAGUUGGAGGAGACAGAGGGGGGGGGGACCUAUUUGCUUCUAAAGCCUUGCGGGGGGGCAAAUUGCCUCACCAUUAAAGCCGGUAAGAAAACCCCCAGUCUUCAGGCCGACAAAGGAGAGAUAUUUCAGGAUAAAAGCGAAGAGGCCUCCCUGGAUCUAGUUUUUGAUCUGCUAACCCAGCUCCAGUAUCACACGCACCAAGCCGACUCGGUUUCCAUCUGCGUGGAUUUCCUGCAGGGGUUGUGUGUGUACGGGAGUGACUGCGCUUACCAUCAUACUGUGCUGCCCUACCACUGGCAGGUCUGCAGGAGUGAUACUGAAAACUGGCAAAGCCUGGCGGAUGAUUCACAGGAUCAGUUGGAGAGGCUUUAUUGCAAUCCGGACAAUGAACAAGUCAGGCUCAAGUUUCAGGGUCGUGUGUUUUCCUUAGACUUCACUACGAUGCGUGUAUGUGACCUGGAGUUCGACCGUGUCAGACGGUUGACCACUCCCUCCAGCCCUGCCGCCCCGCCCCCAAACACAAACCCCACCCCUAACUGCCACACAGUGUGGAAAUACUACUGCAGAGACAACUUCGGCUGGAGAGAAUACUCUGAGCCGGUAGUGCGUCUGAUAGAGGAAGCUAGUGGUCGUGGUCUGAAGGAGGUCCGUUUCAUCACCCUACAGAACCAGUACAUCCUCAACAUCAGAGAGGGCUUCCAGCAGAACGCCGUGUUCGGCUUCAGGCGCCAGAUCAAGAAACGCCCCCUCUUCCUGUCCUCCAUGGUCCUCACGCCACAUCUACAGACUCUUGGGGGCCUCUCCUCCUUUUCCCCCUCCUCCACUGUGGAUCUGUCCCUUUCUCUGCCUCUCUCUCCGUCCUCCACCAACACUCCCAGCGUAUUCCCAGAGACCUGGUUACCCAUGACAACCAGCCAGGACUUCCUGCAGGUUCCGGUAUCCUGUGACGACCGGAGUUAUCGGACCGUCUACACCCUCUUCCACAAGACGGUGUCUGAAACCAAGUUCCGCAUCCUUAAGAUCCUCCGCGUCCAGAAUCCCUUCCUAUGGGAGAAAUACAAGAGGAAGAAGGAGUACAUGUCUCGUCGUCUCUCGGAGAUGGACAGGAUGCUGAGCGAGCGUCACCUGUUCCACGGCACCUCCACUGAGGUGGUAGAGGGCAUCUGCAAACACAACUUUGACCCGCGUGUCAGUGGCAAACACGCCACCAUGUUCGGACAAGGAUCCUACUUCGCCCGCAAGGCCGUCUACUCCCAUAACUUCUCCAAGCGCUCUCCUAAAGGGAUCCACUCCAUGUUCCUGGCCAAAGUGCUCACUGGCAGGUUUACAGUGGGGAACCCUUCCAUGCGCCGGCCGCCCCCACUCAGCCCCCGGGACCCCUCCAGUGACCUGUACGACUCGUGUGUAGACAACUGGGUAGACCCCCAGAUCUACGUUAUUUUCAACGACGACCAGAGCUACCCCUACUUUAUCAUCCAAUACGAAGAGGUUCCCAGUACUGUGGCUAUUUGACACAGACCAGACUGAACCAAACCCAGUACCGUGGCUAUCUGACAGGAGACCAGACUGAACCAAACCCAGUACUGUGGCUAUAUGAGAACAGACCAGACUGAACCAAACCCAGUACUGUGGCUAUCUGACAGGAGACCAGACUGAACCAAACCCAGUACUGUGGCUAUCUGACAGGAGACCAGACUGAACCAAACCCAGUACUGUAACUAUAUGAGAACAGACCAGACUGAACCAAACCCAGUACUGUGGCUAUCUGACAGGAGACCAGACUGAACCAAACCCAGUACUGUAACUAUAUGAGAAUAGACCAGACUGAACCAAACCCAGUACUGUAACUAUAUGAGAACAGACCAGACUGAACCAAACCGAGUACUGUAACUAUAUGAGAACAGACCAGACUGAACCAAACCGAGUACUGUAACUAUAUGAGAACAGACCAGACUGAACCAAACCCAGUACUGUGACUAUAUGAGAACAGACCAGACUGAACCAAACCCAGUACUGUAACUAUAUGAGAACAGACCAGACUGAACCAAACCCAGUACUGUGACUAUAUGAGAACAGACCAGACUGAACCAAAUCAGAGACGCCCCGUACUUCACCAUCAGUAUGAGAUAUUAACCAGUACUGUCAGUAUCUGAGACCUGAGCCCAGGAACCAAACAACCAAGACUCUGGAUAUAUGUACCGUGGUUUCUCCCAACACCGGGCAUCCACAGCAGCUCCCGUCUGUAUUCUGUUGGUUUGAAGUCCUGGCUUAUGGGGCUGCCAUUCUGAGGCUUCUUAAACUGGACUGUAGAUGGAGUUUCAUUUGGACCCAGAAUAGAUAUUUGCUUUGGUGUUUUGGAUUCACAUUUUGGGAUUCACAUUGGAAUUGAGCAGUGGACAGUGUCACUGAGACUCAGUGUUGGCAUGACAACAUAACGUUUCUGUUAAAAACCAAACCCCCUAACACCCCCAUCUCUUUCCCUCUCUCUCUCUCUCUCUCUCUCUCUCUCUCUCUCUCUCUCUCUCUCUCUCUCUCUCUCUCUCUCUCUCUCUCUCUCUCUCUCUCUCUCUCUCUCUCUCUCUCUCUC